CCAUUAUGAAAACUCCCUCCAUUCCAAAUUACGAACAUGUCCGAAAUAGGUUGUAAGACCUCAUAAGAGUGUUGGUCGCGCCACUGUGUGCUAAGCACCAAAUUCAUCAACACUGAUAAAGUUGUCUUAAAAAAAAAAAACCUGGACAUAAAGGUUGGCCAACCAUUUCAGGAGUCCAACUCAGGACAGCUUCAUUAUAAUUCUUCUGCUUCACCCGUUCAAGCAUGUCAGAUUCAACAUGUAAAACGUGGCUGAAGAGUUUUGCGCUGGUGUUUAUGCUCUUGUGUACUCCAACGAACGCACAAACGGAUGGAAGUGUUCGUUUGGUUGAUGGCUCUUCAGAAGUUGAAGGUCGCGUUGAAGUCUUCUAUGAGGGCGAAUGGGGAACGGUUUGUGAUGAUUUGUGGGACUUGCAAGAUGCUGCUGUAGUCUGUCGCCAGCUUGGAUUCCCAGGUGCAGUCAGAGCUACCACUGCAGCGGCUGAAUUCACUAUUGGAGAUGGGCCAAUAGUUCUGGAUGAUCUGGAGUGUAAUGGAGACGAAAGAACCUUAGGAGAAUGCACUCACCGAGGAUGGGGAGAUAAUAAUUGUGGUCACUCAGAAGAUGCUGCUGUUGUUUGUACUGAAGCUGUAUCUACAUACAUAGAGGGCGCUGUUCGUUUGAUGGGUGGAAGUUCAGGAGCAGAAGGGCGCGUUGAAAUCUUCUAUGAUGGCCAGUGGGGAACAGUUUGUGAUGACCUGUGGGACUCUCCAGAUGCUGCUGUAGUCUGUCGCCAGCUUGGAUUCCCAGGUGCAGUCAGAGCUACCACUGCAGCGGCUGAGUUCACCAUUGGAGAUGGGCCAAUAGUUCUAGAUGACCUGGAGUGUAUUGGAGACGAAAGAACCUUAGGAGAAUGCACUCACCGAGGAUGGGGAGAUAAUAAUUGUGGUCACUCAGAAGAUGCUGGGGUCGUCUGUGCAACAUCUGUAACAACCAUUCUCCCUGAAGUGUCCUCCAUACCAGAUAGUAAUGUUCGUUUGAUGGAUGGGUCUGGUCCACAUGAGGGGCGUGUAGAAGUCUUCUAUGAAGGUCAGUGGGGAACAGUUUGUGAUGACCUGUGGGAUUUUCAGGAUGCUGCAGUAGCCUGUCGCCAGCUUGGAUUCCCAGGUGCAGUCAGAGCUACCACUGCAGCGGCUGAAUUCACCAUUGGAGAUGGGCCAAUAGUUCUUGAUGAUCUGGAGUGUACUGGAGACGAAAGAACCUUAGGAGAAUGCACUCACCGAGGAUGGGGAGAUAACAAUUGUGGCCACUCGGAAGAUGCUGGGGUCGUUUGUGCAACCUCUGUAACAACUGCUGUUCCAGGAGUGAACUCCGUACCAGAUGGUAGUGUUCGUUUGAUGGAUGGAUCUGGUCCCUUUGAGGGGCGUGUAGAAAUCUUCUAUGAAGGUCAGUGGGGAACAGUUUGUGAUGACCUGUGGGACUUUCAGGAUGCUGCAGUAGCCUGUCGCCAGCUUGGAUUCCCAGGUGCAGUCAGAGCUACCACUGCAGCUGCUGAAUUCACCAUUGGAGAUGGGCCAAUAGUUCUUGAUGAUCUUGAGUGUACUGGAGACGAAAGAACCUUAGGAGAAUGCACUCACCGAGGAUGGGGAGAUAGUAAUUGUGGCCACUCGGAAGAUGCUGGGGUCGUUUGUACAGCCUCUGUAACAACUUCUGUUCCAGGAGUGACCUCCGUACCAGAUGGUAGUGUUCGUUUGAUGGAUGGAUCUGGUCCACAUGAGGGGCGUGUAGAAGUCUUUUAUGAAGGUCAUUGGGGAACAGUUUGUGAUGACCUGUGGGGCUUUCAGGAUGCUGCAGUAGCCUGUCGCCAGCUUGGAUUCCCAGGUGCAGUCAGAGCUACCACUGCAGCGGCUGAAUUCACCAUUGGAGAUGGACCAAUAGUUCUUGAUGAUCUGGAGUGUACUGGAGACGAAAGAACCUUAGGAGAAUGCACUCACCGAGGAUGGGGAGAUAGUAAUUGUGGCCACUCAGAAGAUGCUGGGGUCGUUUGUGCAGCCUCUGUAACAACUGCUGUUCCAGGAGUGACCUCCGUACCAGAUGGUAGUGUUCGUUUGAUGGAUGGAUCUGGUCCACAUGAGGGGCGUGUAGAAGUCUUUUAUGAAGGUCAGUGGGGAACAGUUUGUGAUGACCUGUGGGACUUUCAGGAUGCUGCAGUAGCCUGUCGCCAGCUUGGAUUCCCAGGUGCAGUCAGAGCUACCACUGCAGCGGCUGAAUUCACCAUUGGAGAUGGGCCAAUAGUUCUGGAUGAUCUGGAGUGUACUGGAGACGAAAGAACCUUAGGAGAAUGCACUCACCGAGGAUGGGGAGAUAGUAAUUGUGGCCACUCGGAAGAUGCUGGGGUCGUUUGUGCAACCUCUGUAACAACUGCUGUUCCAGGAGUGAACUCCGUACCAGAUGGUAGUGUUCGUUUGAUGGAUGGAUCUGGUCCCUUUGAGGGGCGUGUAGAAAUCUUCUAUGAAGGUCAGUGGGGAACAGUUUGUGAUGACCUGUGGGACUUUCAGGAUGCUGCAGUAGCCUGUCGCCAGCUUGGAUUCCCAGGUGCAGUCAGAGCUACCACUGCAGCUGCUGAAUUCACCAUUGGAGAUGGGCCAAUAGUUCUUGAUGAUCUUGAGUGUACUGGAGACGAAAGAACCUUAGGAGAAUGCACUCACCGAGGAUGGGGAGAUAGUAAUUGUGGCCACUCGGAAGAUGCUGGGGUCGUUUGUACAGCCUCUGUAACAACUGCUGUUCCAGGAGUGACCUCCGUACCAGAUGGUAGUGUUCGUUUGAUGGAUGGAUCUGGUCCACAUGAGGGGCGUGUAGAAGUCUUUUAUGAAGGUCAGUGGGGAACAGUUUGUGAUGACCUGUGGGGCUUUCAGGAUGCUGCAGUAGCCUGUCGCCAGCUUGGAUUCCCAGGUGCAGUCAGAGCUACCACUGCAGCGGCUGAAUUCACCAUUGGAGAUGGGCCAAUAGUUCUUGAUGAUCUGGAGUGUACUGGAGACGAAAGAACCUUAGGAGAAUGCACUCACCGAGGAUGGGGAGAUAGUAAUUGUGGCCACUCGGAAGAUGCUGGGGUCGUUUGUGCAGCCUCUGUAACAACUGCUGUUCCAGGAGUGACCUCCGUACCAGAUGGUAGUGUUCGUUUGAUGGAUGGAUCUGGUCCACAUGAGGGGCGUGUAGAAGUCUUUUAUGAAGGUCAGUGGGGAACAGUUUGUGAUGACCUGUGGGGCUUUCAGGAUGCUGCAGUAGCCUGUCGCCAGCUUGGAUUCCCAGGUGCAGUCAGAGCUACCACUGCAGCGGCUGAAUUCACCAUUGGAGAUGGGCCAAUAGUUCUGGAUGAUCUUGAGUGUACUGGAGACGAAAGAACCUUAGGAGAAUGCACUCACCGAGGAUGGGGAGAUAGUAAUUGUGGCCACUCGGAAGAUGCUGGGGUCGUUUGUACAGCCUCUGUAACAACUGCUGUUCCAGGAGUGACCUCCGUACCAGAUGGUAGUGUUCGUUUGAUGGAUGGAUCUGGUCCCUUUGAGGGGCGUGUAGAAAUCUUCUAUGAAGGUCAGUGGGGAACAGUUUGUGAUGACCUGUGGGACUUUCAGGAUGCUGCAGUAGCCUGUCGCCAGCUUGGAUUCCCAGGUGCAGUCAGAGCUACCACUGCAGCUGCUGAAUUCACCAUUGGAGAUGGGCCAAUAGUUCUUGAUGAUCUUGAGUGUACUGGAGACGAAAGAACCUUAGGAGAAUGCACUCACCGAGGAUGGGGAGAUAGUAAUUGUGGCCACUCGGAAGAUGCUGGGGUCGUUUGUACAGCCUCUGUAACAACUUCUGUUCCAGGAGUGACCUCCGUACCAGAUGGUAGUGUUCGUUUGAUGGAUGGAUCUGGUCCACAUGAGGGGCGUGUAGAAGUCUUUUAUAAUGGCCAGUGGGGAACAGUUUGUGAUGAUUUGUGGGAAUUAGAAGAUGCUGCUGUAGCCUGUCGCCAGCUUGGAUUCCUAGGUGCAAUCAGAGCUACCACUGCAGCCCCUGAUUUCGCCAUUGGAGUUGGGCCAAUAAAUCUUGAUGACCUGGAAUGUAAUGGAGACGAAAGAACUUUAGGAGAAUGUACUCACUUUGGAUGGGGAGAUAGUAAUUGUGAUCACUCAGAAGAUGCUGGGGUCGUUUGUGCAACAUCUGAAACAACUGCUCUUCCAGGAGUUACCUCAAUACCAGAUGGUAGUGUUCGUUUGAUGGAUGGGUCUGGUCCACAUGAGGGGCGUGUAGAAGUCUUCUAUGAAGGUCAGUGGGGAACAGUUUGUGAUGACCUGUGGGACUUUCAGGAUGCUGCAGUAGCCUGUCGCCAGCUUGGAUUCCCAGGUGCAGUCAGAGCUACCACUGCAGCGGCUGAAUUCACCAUUGGAGAUGGGCCAAUAGUUCUGGAUGAUCUGGAAUGUACUGGAGACGAAAGAACCUUAGGAGAAUGUACUCACCGAGGAUGGGGAGAUAAUAAUUGUGGUCACUCAGAAGAUGCUGGAGUUGUCUGUGCAACCUCUGUAACAACCAUUCUCCCUGAAGUGUCCUCCAUACCAGUUGAAACUCCAGAUGAUGGUAGUGUUCGUUUGAUGGAUGGAUCUGGUCCCUAUGAGGGGCGUGUAGAAGUCUUCUAUGAAGGUCAGUGGGGAACAGUUUGUGAUGACCUUUGGGGCUUUCAGGAUGCUGCAGUAGCCUGUCGCCAGCUUGGAUUCCCAGGUGCAGUCAGAGCUACUACUGCAGCUGCCGAAUUCACCAUUGGAGAUGGGCCAAUAGUUCUAGAUGACCUUCAGUGUAUUGGAGACGAAAGAACCUUAGGAGAAUGUACUCACCGAGGAUGGGGAGAUAAUAAUUGUGGUCACUCAGAAGAUGCUGGAAUUGUCUGUGCAACCUCUGUAACAACCAUUCUCCCUGAAGUGUCCUCCAUACCAGUUGAUAUUCCAGAUGAUGGUAGUGUUCGUUUGAUGGAUGGAUCUGGUCCCUAUGAGGGGCGUGUAGAAGUCUUCUACGAAGGUCAGUGGGGAACAGUUUGUGAUGACCUUUGGGGCUUUCAGGAUGCUGCAGUAGCCUGUCGCCAGCUUGGAUUCCCUGGUGCAGUCAGAGCUACUACUGCAGCUGCCGAAUUCACCAUUGGAGAUGGGCCAAUAGUUCUAGAUGACCUUCAGUGUAUUGGAGACGAAAGAACCUUAGGAGAAUGUUCUCACCGAGGAUGGGGGGAUAAUAAUUGUGGUCACUCAGAAGAUGCUGGGGUCGUCUGUGCAGCCUCUGUAACAACCAUUCUCCCUGAAGUGUCCGCCAUACCAGAUGGUAGUGUUCGUUUGAUGGAUGGAUCUGGUCCACAUGAGGGGCGUGUAGAAGUCUUUUAUGAAGGUCAGUGGGGAACAGUUUGUGAUGACCUGUGGGGCUUUCAGGAUGCUGCAGUAGCCUGUCGCCAGCUUGGAUUCCCAGGUGCAGUCAGAGCUACUACUGCAGCGGCUGAAUUCACCAUUGGAGAUGGGCCAAUAGUUCUGGAUGAUCUGGAGUGUAUUGGAGACGAAAGAACCUUAGGAGAAUGUACUCACCGAGGAUGGGGAGAUAAUAAUUGCGGUCAUUCAGAAGAUGCUGGAGUCAUUUGUGCAACCUCUGUAACAACUGCUUCUCCAGGAGUGAACUCCAUACCAGAUGGAAGUCUUCGUCUUAUGGAUGGAAACUCCCCAUAUCAAGGUCGUGUGGAAAUCUUCUACCAAGGCCAAUGGGGGACCAUCUGUGAUGACUUGUGGGAUAUACAAGAUGCUAACGUCGUCUGUCGACAACUUGGCUUCACAGCUGCUGUAAGCGCUCUGUCGGCUGCUGACAGAUUCCCUGUUGGCGUGGGGGAGAUAUUAUUGGAUGAUCUUGAAUGUAGUGGUGACGAGAGCAGUUUAACAGACUGUACUCAUGCAGGAUGGGGAACAGAUAAUUGCGGCCAUUCAGAAGAUGCUGCAGUCAUUUGCUCUACAACAACUCUACCACCAAAUGUAACUGCAUUUCCAGAUGGAAGUCUUCGUCUAAUGGAUGGGAACUACCUGUACGAAGGUCGAGUGGAAAUCUUCUACCAAGGACAGUGGGGAACCAUCUGUGAUGACUUGUGGGAUAUCCAAGAUGCUACUGUCGUCUGUCGACAACUUGGCUUCACAGCUGCUGUAAGCGCUCUGUCGGCUGCUGACAGAUUCCCUGUUGGCGUGGGGGAGAUAUUAUUGGAUGAUCUUGAAUGUAGUGGUGACGAGAGCAGUUUAACAGACUGUACUCAUGCAGGAUGGGGAACAGAUAAUUGCGGCCAUUCAGAAGAUGCUGCGGUCAUUUGCUCUACAACAACUCUACCACCAAAUGUAACUGCAUUUCCAGAUGGAAGUCUUCGUCUAAUGGAUGGGAACUACCUGUACGAAGGUCGAGUGGAAAUCUUCUACCAAGGACAGUGGGGAACCAUCUGUGAUGACUUGUGGGAUAUCCAAGAUGCUACUGUCGUCUGUCGACAACUUGGCUUCACAGCUGCUGUAAGCGCUCUGUCGGCUGCUGACAGAUUCCCUGUUGGCGUGGGGGAGAUAUUAUUGGAUGAUCUUGAAUGUAGUGGUGACGAGAGCAGUUUAACAGACUGUACUCAUGCAGGAUGGGGAACAGAUAAUUGCGGCCAUUCAGAAGAUGCUGCGGUCAUUUGCUCUACAACAACUCUACCACCUAAUGUAACUGCCUUUCCAGAUGGAAGUCUUCGUCUUAUGGAUGGGAACUACCUGUUUGAAGGUCGUGUGGAAAUCUUCUACCAAGGACAGUGGGGAACCGUCUGUGAUGACUUGUGGGAUAUCCAAGAUGCUACUGUCGUCUGUCGACAACUUGGCUUCCCAGCUGCUGAAUCUGCUUUUUCUGCAACCGACAGAUUCCCACCUGGAGUUGGAGAGAUUUUCUUGGAUGAUUUGGAAUGCAGUGGUGGAGAGAGUAGGUUGAUAGAUUGUCGUCAUCCAGGAUUGCGAACAAACAAUUGUGGUCAUUCAGAAGAUGCUGGUGUUGUUUGCUCAACAUCAACCUUAGCACCAGGUGUACCUCAGUUUGCAGAUGGAAGUCUUCGUCUAAUGGAUGGACGCUACCCCUAUGAAGGUCGUGUGGAAAUCUUCUACCAAGGCCAAUGGGGGACUAUCUGUGACGACUUGUGGGAUAUUGUAGAUGCUAAUGUCGUCUGUCGACAACUUGGCUUCACAGCUGCCGAAUCUGCUAUUUCUGCCACUGACAGCUUCCCAAUUGGAGUUGGAGAGAUUUUCUUGGAUGAUUUAGAAUGCAGUGGUGGAGAGAGUAGAUUGAUAGAUUGUCGUCAUCCAGGAUGGAGAACAAACAAUUGUGGCCAUUCAGAAGAUGCUGGUGUUGUUUGCUCAACAUCAACCUUAGCACCAGGUGUACCUCAGUUUGCAGAUGGAAGUCUUCGUCUAAUGGAUGGAAGUUACUCCUAUGAGGGACGUGUAGAAAUCUUUUACCAAGGCCGAUGGGGAACAAUCUGUGAUGACUUGUGGGAUAUUAAAGAUGCUAAUGUCGUCUGUCGACAACUUGGCUUCACAGCUGCUGUAAGCGCUCUAUCGGCUGGUGACAGAUUCCCUGUUGGCGUGGGGGAGAUAUUGUUGGAUGAUCUUGAAUGUAGUGGUGAUGAGAGCAGUUUAACAGAAUGUCCUCAUGCAGGAUGGGGAACAGAUAAUUGCGGCCAUUCAGAAGAUGCUGCGGUCAUUUGCUCUACAACAACUCUACCACCUAAUGUAACUGCAUUUCCAGAUGGAAGUCUUCGUCUAAUGGAUGGGAACUACCUCUACGAAGGUCGAGUGGAAAUCUUCUACCAAGGACAGUGGGGAACCAUCUGUGAUGACUUGUGGGAUAUCCAAGAUGCUACUGUCGUCUGUCGACAACUUGGCUUCCCAGCUGCAGAAUCUGCUCUUUCUGCUACCGACAGAUUCCUAACUGGAAGUGGAGAGAUUUUCUUGGAUGAUUUGGAAUGCACUGGUGGAGAGAGUAGGUUGAUGGAUUGUCGUCAUCCAGGAUGGAGAACAAACAAUUGUGGCCAUUCAGAGGAUGCUGGUGUUGUUUGCUCAACAUCAACCUUAGCACCAGGUGAACCUCAGUUUGCAGAUGGAAGUCUUCGGCUCAUGGAUGGAAACUACCUCUCUGAAGGUCGUGUGGAGGUCUUCUACCAAGGGCAAUGGGGAACCAUCUGUGAUGACUUGUGGGAUAUUCAAGAUGCUACUGUCGUCUGUCGACAACUUGGCUUCUCAGUUGCUGAAUCUGCUUUUUCUGCCACUAACAGAUUCCCAAUCGGUGUUGGAGAGAUUUUCUUGGAUGAUUUGGAAUGCAGUGGUGGAGAGAGCAGAUUGAUAGAUUGUCGUCAUUCAGGAUGGAGAACAAAUAAUUGUGGUCAUUCAGAGGAUGCUGGUGUUGUAUGCUCAACACCAACCUUAGCACCAGAUGUAACUCAGUUUGCAGAUGGAAGUCUUCGCCUAGUGGAUGGAAACUUCCCCUAUGAAGGUCGUGUGGAAAUCUUUUACCAAGGCCAAUGGGGAACCAUCUGCGAUGACUUGUGGGAGAACCAGGACGCUAAUGUUGUCUGCCGGCAACUUGGGUUUACAGAGUCAAGCGAAUUUUUGGAUGGUAGAUUUUUAAUGGGUACAGGAGCAAUUAUUCUCGAUAACGUUGAAUGUUUAGGCAAUGAGAGCAGUUUGCUGGCCUGUCCUCAUAAUGGUUUUGGUGUGCAUGAUUGCUCACAUACAGAAGAUGUUGGUGUUCGCUGCAAUGUUGUCACGACUGCCUCGCCUAAUAAACCUACAGAGGAACUACCUGGAGACUAUAGUAGUUUGCGUCUUGCUGGUGGUACUGACCAAUCAAAUGGACGGGUUGAGGUGUUCUCUGAAGGCCAGUGGAGCACAGUCUGUGAUGAGGAGUGGGUUUUUACCAACGCCCAGGUUAUCUGUCGUCAACUUGGAUUUGGCUCAGCAGACCCCACCCUGUUUCAAGCUUUCUACGGAGAAGGCAGUGGCCCCGUUUUAAUGGACGAUGUGCUGUGUAAAGGUACAGAGGCAACCUUCAUGUCUUGCUCAAAGAGCCCAAGACAGAAUGAGUGUCGUCAUGAUACAGACGUCGGUGUUAUAUGCCAGAUGGCUGGCUCAGUGAGGUUGAACGGAAGUCCAACAUCCAAGCACACUCAAGGUAGGCUUGAGGUGUACCAGGACGGAGAAUGGUUGCAAGUGUGUCGCAACAACUGGGAUCUAUCGCUGUCACAUAGGGUUUGUGAGCAGCUUGGCUUCAGUUCGGCAAUCAACACCCAGGACAGAGAUGAAGCUGCUACACUUGGACAGGGUAACAGAGUUGUUGCAGAGAUAUCCUGUAUUGGCACAAAGGAGUCAACAGCUGAUUGUAAGAUGAACAUCGUGGAGAGCAAAGAAGGGUGUCAAGACGGUAGCUCAGAGCUUGUCAUCAUCGAAUGCCUGAGAUUUGAAUCGGAUGGACGAGUAAGACUCUCUGGAUCUGAACCUGCAUUCAAGGGAGAGGUUCAAGUUCAAAUUGACGGAGUAUGGGGUGCCAUUUGUGAUGACAACUGGAGCAUAAAAGAUGGAAAUGUUGUUUGCGGACAACUCGGCUACAAGAGUGCCAUAUCUGUCUUUCGAAGCGAGAACUAUCAAGAAAUUGACAAUUUACCCAUUCUAAUGGAUCCAAUCUGUUCUGGGAAGGAGGUCAAUAUUACGUCCUGCAAGAACAGUGGAUGGAGUCACACUGACAAAUGUCCGAAGCGAAGAGUUGGGGUGGAGUGCAGUCAACUUGGUCACAUCGGUGAAAUAUCCCAAAAGUCAGGAUUGUCCUCGACAUCCCUAAUUGUUGUUGUGGUCUUCAGUGCAGUUGCCUUUCUCGUCUUCAUUAUCAUCAUCAUCUUCGUCCUAAUCAAGAAAAAAAGGCAGACCAGAAGGGACAUUUAUAACAUGGAUAUGCCAUUGUCCCCACCGUCCCCACCCCCCAAUGGCCAAGCAGCUUCGAGUGGGAAUGGGGAAGAAGAGCCCAGGUACUCAGCUGUCGGCGCCUCAGCGGAAGGUUGGAGUAAUCCAGUCUAUGAGUCGACCCUUAGUUGGAGCCCUCCAUUAAAACCCGUGUCAUUUCAGUUUCCACCACCCGAGGAAGUGUCAAAACUUUAGACGCUGGCUACCCCAGGCCACCCCUGUUUGUUUGGGUGCUUGAUGGGGUGGUUGAUUGUUUGUGUUGUUUGUAGUCUUGGUCUUUUUUAUUCUAAAAAUGGGUUAAAUUUAUAUCUUAUUAUGAGUAAUUGAUUAACAAUACAACAGUACACUACCACAGUUGAGUGAGGGUUCGAAUCCCGAUUUGAUUCUUGUGACCUUGAGCAAAUUGCUUCUUUUGAAAAGUUGGGAAGGUAUAUGUGCAUUCUGCUCUACUUCGGCAAGGCUCCUAUGUGGGCGAUACCCAUGCUGAAGGGGGCAAAUCCCCUUUUGAGCCCUAGGAGUAAGUGACAAGGUGCCGUUGGUGAUGUAAGGUUGACCAUUUCAUUUAAAAAUAUUAUUAAUAAAAUUUGAAUAAUUAAAAAAGUACUGGAUAAAGUACCCUUUUACUGGCAGGAUUCUUCCUACUUUAAUCCGAUUUCAGAUUUGUUUGCCUUCAUCAGAAGAGUUCUAGUGAAAAAAAUGUAUUUUUAAUAAACUAUAAUAAUAGUAAUGACUUCUUUAUAGCGCACAUUGACCUCCUGGCAUGGAGGUCUAGAUUUGUCUA
Molecule: messenger RNA, 10764 nt
Organism: Asterias rubens (European starfish)
Lineage: Eukaryota; Metazoa; Echinodermata; Asteroidea; Forcipulatida; Asteriidae
Product: deleted in malignant brain tumors 1 protein-like
Exons: 31
Coding region: 225-10178 (3317 amino acids)
Cellular component (GO): membrane
Source: RefSeq, a predicted model, not a curated record